GCAUCCCAUUUCUUAUAAGGCGUCUUCCAGCUCGCUCAAGCAGGCGCGAGCCCUGAAGUUCCAUGUUUCUUUGGGAUGCGGACUAUACCAAGUAAACCCGGAGAGCGAGGGGCACAUUCCGGAACCCCUUGCGCUGGCCUCGUCGACGGCCCGACCCGGAUAGCCCCUCUUCCCAGUGGGCAACAGGAACGGUCCAUCUCGGCGCGCAAGCGUCCUAGGAUCUUCACGCCCCUUGCCCUCCCUCCUACCCCGCUUGCAGCGCAGGCGCAGAGCUCGGGCGUGCUGCUGCCGCCGCCGCCGAGCAGGAGCGGGCGGUCGUCAGCGCCGCAUUCCUCUCUACCUGCUGACAUCUACAUUAGAGAACUUGGGACUGAGGUGUGGUUGUGGAGAGCUGGCCAGGGAGGGACGCUGCCCAGCUGCUGCUCUGUUCCUGUCUCCUGUCACCUCCCCUGGCCAUGACAGAGACCCGUGAGCCAGCUGAGACUGGGGGCUAUGCCAGCUUGGAAGAAGAUGAUGAGGACCUCUCUCCAGGCCCCGAGCAUUCCUCUGACUCCGAAUACACUCUCUCAGAACCGGACUCAGAAGAGGAGGAGGAGGAGGAGGAGGAGGAGGAGGAGGCCACAGAUGAUCCUGAAUAUGACCCUGGCUACAAGGUGAAGCAGCGCCUGGGGGGGGGCCGGGGGGGCCCAUCGCGCCGGGCCCCCCGCGCAGCCCAGCCCCCGGGCCCCCCAGCCCAGCCCUGCCAGCUCUGUGGCCGCUCACCCCUCGGGGAGGCCCCACCAAGCACCCCACCCUGCCGGCUCUGCGGCCCCGCCACAGCCCCCCAGGAAGCGCCAGUGCCUGAAGGCAGGGCCCUCGGGGAGGAAGAGGAGGAGCCGCCUCGGGCUGGGGAGGGCCCAGCAGCUGGGAGGGGAGGGGAGGAGGACGAGGACGAGGGCGGCACCUACCACUGUACAGAAUGCGAGGAUUCCUUCGACAACCUUGGCGAGCUGCAUGGGCACUUCAUGCUGCAUGCCCGGGGGGAGGUGUAGGCGGAGCCCGCCCCCCUGGGGAGCUUGGCGAUGGGGUGGGAGGUGGGGGCCGAGGAAGCUGGGGCGGCUGCAGUAGUCACGGGGCAUGGGGUUCCGCCGAUCUGUGUUGUCUUAGCAGUAGAUGUGUGAAGGCCAGAAUAAAAGCUGAUUUCUGUGUGUGUCGGUCCAGCAUGUGUUUGGUGUUUGUGUGUGUGUACGUGUGUAGUGUGCUUGAGUGUGAGGCAUGUGCGUGCCUGGGCAUUCAUCUCCCCAUUUCACUGGGCUCCUCGGGGAAACCGUGGGAUUGCUGUUGCCAAGGUAAUUAAUGUUUACUAAGUGCUUAUGUUCAGGGUGCUUUACAUGUAUUAACUCUUGGACCCAUUUUGUACAGGCUCAAACACAAAAGAGUGGUGUCGCUCAGUCAUGUAAUUCCAGGGUGGGUGUUAUGGGCUGGCAAGCAACCCUUCACCAUUCCUCAGUGUAGGGACCCAGGCCAUCCCUUCAGCCUGUGGUUGUCCACAUGAUCACGGCUGGGUGGCCAUGGCCUGGGUCCUGCCAAUGGAAGAGGAAAGAGAGCUAGAGAGAAUGAGUGUUCUCUUACGAGCCCUGCCCAGAAGUGGCACAGACUGCUUCCAUUUAUGUUCCGUUGCUGGGAAUUUAGUGACAUGGCCACCGCUCACUGCAAGGGAGUCUGGGAAAGGUGGUCGAGCCAAGUGCCCAGAAAGCAGAAAAUGGUUUGUGGAGGACAGCUAGUGCUCUUUGCCACUUCGUCUAAGAACCUUCAUGAAGAGGACUUCUGUUGUAUUCAUAGCUAUGCCUCCUGACUGCUUGCUGGGUGCCAAAUGCUGGUUCGGGAGCUUUAUAUAUGUAUUGACUCAUGGGAGUUAUGCAUCUAGGAAUUUACAGAAAUAGAACCUGAAUGAUAAUCACAGCUGCCAUUCCCCAGCACUUGCAGAGCGCUGCAUUUCAUUUGCGUGAGAUCAUCAGGGCCUUAGCAUGACUCUGUGAGGUAGGGACUGCGAUCCAGUGAUUCAUUCAAGAAAUAUCUUGAGCAUCUGCUGUGUGCUAAGCAUUGGGAAUGAAGUAAAAUCCUUGUCCUCAUGGAGCUUACAUGGGGCGGGCAGGGGCCACUGGUGGGGACAAACACAGAAAAUAAAGUACGAAGUAGCAUAUGCUGGAUGGUGGUAAAUGCUGUGGAGAAAAAUAAAGCAGAGAGGGGUGAACAGUUCAGGAAAGGGUUGCCAUUGUAAGUAGGGCAGCCCUCCCUGAGGAGGUGACAGAGACCUAAGCGGACACCUAAAGGAAGGAGGGACCAGGGGGCCAAGCACCUGGGUGGGAGGAGGAAGGGGUCCAUGGGUGUCAGGGAAGCCAGAGUGGCCAGAUCAAGUGAGGGAUGGGUGAAGACAGGAGCAAAGGGCCAGCUCAUUACAGCCAUGUUGGAAACUGGCUCUUGUGCUGAGAUGGGAAGUACUAAUUCACAGAAGUUUGGCACUGAAGCUCCUUUGAAAAUAGAAGCCUAAUUGUAAUGAUAGCUACCAUUUACUGAGCAUUUACUGUGUGCCAAGCCCUGUUCUAAGGCGCUUUACGUGUGUUA
Messenger RNA from Manis javanica (Malayan pangolin), 2604 nucleotides. It is a transcript of the gene ZNF428, whose product is annotated as zinc finger protein 428. NCBI's taxonomy places the organism in Eukaryota, Metazoa, Chordata, Mammalia, Pholidota, Manidae. The record is from RefSeq and is a predicted model, not a curated record.